AUGGCUGUCGCUAAGGGUACAAAAGAAACAAUAAAAUGUACCCCGGAAUACAUGAAGGUUACUAUACCUAUGGAUGGAGACAGAAAAAUAUCAUAUCUAGAUCAGUUGAAAGAAUACUCCCCAUGCCAACCUGUAAUGGAGGGAGGGGCUGCAACUUAUAUGCUGGACUUACAGGAUUACCCCAAAUGCGCAGUCACGAGAAUUCUGAAUAAAAUAACGGGUACAAGAACUUAUUAUCACAAAAUUGUGAUAGAAACACUAACAGGCGAUCGCGAGACGGUCUUAGUGCGGUGUACCGUCAGCAACAAACUCCAUGCACUGUCGAGGCGAGCUGUCGAACCCUUUCCGUUAGAUUUUAACGAACCAGAUGUUUUAAAUAUAACAAGAUACGAAGAAGGCCGAGCGCCAGAACCAAUAUUGGGGGCAGUCGUCAAACAAAAUGGAAAACAGGUGUCUGGCGAGAUAUCUGUGAGUCCGGGGACACCGUUGUCUAUGGAGAUCUUUCUGGACAACUCAUCAGCACCGGUUUAUGGACUCCUGGUCAGCUACAUGCACGUCACGGACACGGGAAAACAACAGGAGACCAUCAUAUUUAAUGGCUGUUCAAUUGAUCCGUACCUCUUCGAUAACUUCCAAACUAUUGAUGGAGAUAAUUUAACAGCCAAGUUCCGUGCUUUUAAAUUCCCUGACACCACUUACGUCCAGUUCAAAGGAACUGUCACUGUGUGUUUGGACAAAUGUCAAGGGGUACAGUGCAGCAACGGUGUAACGGCGUACGGAAGGAGGAGACGUGAAGUGGCUUCACGGGCCAACAGUAACAAAGUGUACGAGGUCUCACUCACGACUUUCAUAAAAGUGGAUUACUUGGAUGGAGACAGAGAAGCUGAGGACGUUUACGCGCUACUAAAGAACUUAAAAGUAGCAAAUCAAAUGCUCGGAGACAGCGAAGGAUCCUCAGCCCCAGUAACUCAACGAACACCAGACAAUCAAAUAAUAUACUUACAAUCGUCGACCGCCAGUGUUGCCACAUUCAGUAUUCUACUAUUCUUGAUAAGUAUCUUAGUAUUGUUUAAAUAA
Leptosia nina is the source of this 1077-nucleotide messenger RNA. NCBI's taxonomy places the organism in Eukaryota, Metazoa, Arthropoda, Insecta, Lepidoptera, Pieridae. The record is from the annotation of a GenBank genome assembly.